This is a messenger RNA of Fundulus heteroclitus (mummichog), 2330 nucleotides long. Its product is annotated as E3 SUMO-protein ligase EGR2. Bases 473 to 1642 code for a protein of 389 amino acids. The transcript has 2 exons. Gene Ontology annotation, biological process: regulation of transcription by RNA polymerase II. Gene Ontology annotation, molecular function: RNA polymerase II cis-regulatory region sequence-specific DNA binding; DNA-binding transcription factor activity, RNA polymerase II-specific. The record is from RefSeq and is a predicted model, not a curated record. Lineage: Eukaryota; Metazoa; Chordata; Actinopteri; Cyprinodontiformes; Fundulidae.
GAUAGCGGCCAUAUAAGCAGACGGAGCUCCGCCACCUCACCGGAGACCCUUUUAUGGAGACGCCGCGGCCGGAAUUCCGAGUCCGAUGGAUGGAUGAGGCUGUUCCUCUGAAAACGGAGCGUGACGUGGACGUGGGAUGGUCUUUGGGAAUAAAUCCACGAAUUAAAAGCUAAAAGUCUAAUUUUAACGCGGGGAUUCACUUGUUAUUCUUCAUUAUUCCCGCAUGCGUCCUCACGGCAGCUCCACUUGUUCUAUUCGUGGAGUUCCCUCUUUUUUUGAUGCCAAGUCCAUAUUUGGUCAGUGACGUCAGGGGGACACCCGGUGAUUCCCUUUAUAACCAUACCGCUGCGCGUGGGAGCCGUGUAAAAGAGCCGGGAGGCGGAAAAAGCGGGGUUAGCAUGACGGGCAGCGCUUAGGAGCAGAGCAGAGACGCCUUAGGAGAACGGAUCAGGUGAACUCACCUCAGCGCGUAAUGAGCGCCAAGGUGCUGCUGGACGAGGGUCCUGCGUGUCUGGGCAGAGCGGCGGACGCAGCGGAGGGGGGGCUGACUGUUUUUAAGGAAGAGCCGGUGGGAGAGGAGGAUGGAGGCGGUGAGCUUCUGUUUGAGGGGCGGGGCACACCUGAGCUGCACAUCCACGGAGAACUGGCGCAGUACGCGGCCACUUUACGCACGCAUCCCGUGGCGUUCACCGGCAGGUUCUCAGUGGACUCCGGGGGCGCGGGAGGACCGUGGACACCCGGGGACACCAUCAACGUGGUCAGCGCAGACAUCGGCAGCAACGCGCCUGCGCCGGACCCCGGAUCAGCUGCGCCCUCUCCAGACAUUUACGCACCCGGAGGAGGAGGAGGAGGAGGCGGCGGCAUGGCGCACGGCCCGCCGGACAUCAGCCACAUGUACGCGCCCCCUCAUCCGCACCCUCACCCCGCCCCGUCCUACUCCUGCAGCGGGGACAUAUACCAGGACCAAUCAGCAGGGGCGUACCUGGCGCCAUCCACCUGCUCCGUGUCCUACCACCCGCCUCAGCCCUACACCUCAGCGCCCAAAACCGGCAUGGACGGCCCCGCGCUGCUCUCCAUCAUGCCUGAGUACGGCGGGUUCUACCAGCAGAGCUGCCAGCGGGACCUCCAGACCGCCUUCCCGGAGAGGAAGCCCCUCCCGUACGCGCUGGACCCGCUCAGGGUGCCGCCGCCGCUCACGCCGCUCAACACCAUCAGGAACUUUACGCUGGCGGCUCCGCCCGCGGCCGUGGAGGGCCCGAUGGCCGCGGCGUUCCCGGGUCACCAGAACCUGCCCCUCAGACCCAUCCUGAGACCCAGGAAGUACCCGAACCGGCCGAGCAAGACGCCGGUCCACCAGAGGCCGUACCCGUGCCCCGCGGAGAGCUGCGACCGGCGCUUCUCCCGGUCCGACGAGCUGAGCCGACACCUGCGCAUCCACACCGGCCACAAGCCCUUCCAGUGCCGCAUCUGCAUGCGCAACUUCAGCCGCAGCGACCACCUCACCACGCACAUCCGCACGCACACCGGGGAGAAGCCCUUCUCCUGCGAGCAGUGCGGGAGGAAGUUUGCGCGCAGCGACGAGAGGAGGAGGCACAUGAAGAUCCACCUGCGGCAGAAGGAGAAAAGGUCCUCCGCCUCAUAGAACCCGCGCCGCCCGCCUCCCUCCUGGAUGCGGACCGAGGUGCAGCUCAGCAGGGCCCAGAAAUCUUAGAUAAUCCAUCAGAAAAGUCUCCGCGUUGUGCAGAAACCACCAGAAUGCAGCAUCUGGUUAUUUAUGCAGGUAGAAACGCGCACGCGUGGCGGCACAUCCCAACUAAUCUUAGUUUAGAUCCCAGGAAACAAGAGGACGCGUCCGGCGAGUCUGCGCCUCGGCGCUCCGCUCCAGAACCGCUCUGCCUGGGUUCCGGUGCGCUCAGGGAUCCAGACAGCAGACAUGAACUCAGUGACGCAGCGCGUGAGGCUCAGACUCCAGGUGUGAUGAGAACCAGGUGAGCAGAGGAGACGGUGGCAGGUCCAAAUCCCGCCUCUCCGGUGCGUUAAAGUGAUUCCCACAGCAGCUCAGGUGAGACGCGCUGAAUGUUCGCAUGGCGGGAACCUUUCGCUCAGCUCUCUGCGUGUUCUGCGCAGGAAGUGAACUUUGACCUCAGGUCGGCUCCUGAUGCUCCGCAGUUUUACUGGUUUUAUUUUUGCUUUCCGGAGCGACGUUCUCACCUGAAGGACAGAGACUGAACCCAGACUCCAGAGCUUCUGCUGUGCUGAAGAGUUCUUAUGCAAACGUGGCGAGCUACAGCAGCCGAUGUUCUUGUUGAUGCAAAUAAACUUUGGUUUGU